CAUAAUCUUGUCUGUCUAUGAUCUUAGCGCCAUAUGCGGUGGCUUGAUUCUAAAUUGAACUGGGAUACUGAAGUUCCUCCGCUUGUCUUUGAGGCGCCAAUGAUCUUCAGUCAUGUAAUUAAAAUAUAUAUUAAAAUAAGUCGGAAAUGUCAAGCCAUAGGGAAUUGAAGGAGGCGUUUGUCAGUAAUCUGAAUGGGACCAGUCUCGGGGAAGUUGCCCUGGGCUCAUUUCUGGCCCCAUUGUGCCUGAUUGGCAGAGGACAGUUUCUGAUCCUGUAUCAUUUGGGCAAGGGGGUGCUCCCUCUUCCCUGGAUACCCCAGCUCGUCCUGGACUUCUCCAUGAUCGUACUCCCUCUGGUCUUAUCGUGUACGGUCUUGAGCGACUUACUCCACCUGGUCAUCCUUGGCCUGGCUGUUCUGGCAGGGGCUGUGCUAUUCUGUAUCUGCCAUGCAAGAAAGUCAAAUGCUGUUGUGCACUCGCAAGAUACUGUUGCCAAGUGCUUCCUCCAGAGCCAUGUUCAUUACAGUCAGGUCCCCUUUGUGACUAUUUUUCGAGUUCUGGUCAACGUGAAAACCGCUAUAAGCAUUCUAGCCGUUGACUUCAGCGUGUUCCCGAGACGCUAUGCCAAAACCGAAACGUACGGGACCGGGGUCAUGGACUUUGGCGUAGGGGCCUAUGUCCUUGCCAACGCCCUCGUCUGUCCAGAGGCUCGCAGGAAGGAAGUCUCUGGGUCCAAGUUGAACCAUGUGGUUAAACAGCUCGUGUCUGUCUGGCCCUUGGUCGCGCUAGGCCUGGUCAGGCUGGCGAGCAUCAAAAUGUCUGACUACCACGAGCAUGUGACAGAGUACGGUGUACACUGGAAUUUCUUCUUCACCCUAGCCAUAGUCAGAGUAGUGGCAUCUGUUCUCCUGGCCCUCUUCCCUGUCCACAGAUCAUGGCUCCUGGCCCUUCUGAUUGGAGGGCUUUACCAGGUGAUGCUGGAGACAUCUGGGCUGAAGCAUUCCAUCAUCCACAACCGUGACAGGACAGGGGGCUUUUUGCAGGCUAACAAGGAGGGGGUUUCAUCGGUCGUGGGCUACGUGGCCAUCUACAUGGCAGGGGUCCAGAUCGGUCUCUACUUGAUGCGACCCAGGACACAGGUCAAGGAAUGGAUCAGAGUGAUUUUAAAUCUUUUGUUGGGAAGUGUUGUGUUAUAUACUGCCCUGGCUGUAUGUCAAGCAUAUGUGGAGCCGGUGUCUCGCCGAAUUGCAAAUCUACCAUUUUGUCUCUGGACAAUUGCUCAGUCUUUGUUUUUCUUGACCUGUUUGUCAACUGCUGAUAUGGUGUUGCUUUUUAUAAAAAAUGUGUCAGGUUGUUCAUGGGUGUCCUCUUCCUGGAAUCCCAUUAGACGGGAUGCAUCUGCGACAGAGGAAAAAAUUAAGGAGAAGAUAGAGGGACUUUGUCUCAUUCAAGCGGUGAACCGUAACCAAUUGUUGUUUUUCAUGCUUGCAAAUUUACUGACUGGAAUGACAAAUGUGCUAGUAGACACAUUCAACUGUAGUGAUUCCAUGUCUGUCUGUGUUUUGCUGUUGUACAUGUUCACUAAUAGUUUUGCUAUGUACAUUUUACAUCUAAUGAAAAUCACAGUAAAAUUCUGGUAAACCCUGUACCAUUCUUUACAAUCCCUGCAUGUUCUGUUUUGCUGACACUUUGUCAAUAUUAAAAAGGUCAUGAGCACUCAUUAAAGAAACCCGGAGUGUUUCAGUCAAUCAAAUGUAUUUAUAAAGCUCUUUUUACAUCAGCAGUUUUCACAAAGUGCUUUUACAAAACA
This is a messenger RNA of Esox lucius (northern pike), 1810 nucleotides long. It is a transcript of the gene pigw, whose product is annotated as phosphatidylinositol glycan anchor biosynthesis, class W. The coding region runs from base 147 to 1640 and encodes 497 amino acids. Gene Ontology annotation, biological process: GPI anchor biosynthetic process; protein localization to plasma membrane. Gene Ontology annotation, cellular component: membrane; endoplasmic reticulum. Gene Ontology annotation, molecular function: glucosaminyl-phosphatidylinositol O-acyltransferase activity. NCBI's taxonomy places the organism in Eukaryota, Metazoa, Chordata, Actinopteri, Esociformes, Esocidae. The record is from RefSeq and is a predicted model, not a curated record. The transcript is spliced from 2 exons.